Torulaspora globosa is the source of this 834-nucleotide messenger RNA. It is a transcript of the gene MRPL24, whose product is annotated as mitochondrial 54S ribosomal protein bL28m. Gene Ontology annotation, molecular function: structural constituent of ribosome. The coding region runs from base 1 to 834 and encodes 277 amino acids. The transcript has a single exon. Gene Ontology annotation, cellular component: mitochondrial large ribosomal subunit. NCBI's taxonomy places the organism in Eukaryota, Fungi, Ascomycota, Saccharomycetes, Saccharomycetales, Saccharomycetaceae. The record is from RefSeq and is a predicted model, not a curated record.
AUGCCAAUAAACACAGCGACGAGCAAUCCUGUGGCAUAUUCAAUCGCCUCUGGGACAAUGAAAGCAUUUUCUAUCAAUUGGGGCUUCAAACGGGCUUUCAAUUCUACUACAGUGACUCUAAGACAAUGGCGUUUGGUUGAAAGUAGGAGAGUCGCUCAGCAACCGGAGUAUAAAGUUGGCGAUCCUAAACCUUUGUAUAUCCCCAAGACCAGGAAAAAGGCUCCAGACUAUAAAUAUGGGGAUGCUACCGUGUUCAAGCAAAGCAACAAGGGUCUGUAUGGCGCCUCGUUCGUGCAGUACGGGAACAAUAUCUCGGAGAGUAAAGCAAAGACCAGGAGAAGAUGGCUUCCUAAUAUCGUGAGAAAGGGUCUUUGGAGUGAAACUUUGGACAAGAAGAUCAGCAUCAGAAUGACAGCCAAAGUUCUGAGGACCAUAAGCAAAGAGGGCGGAAUUGACAACUAUCUAAUCAAGGACAAAUCUGCAAGAAUCAAGGAGUUGGGUCCCGCGGGCUGGAAACUGCGCUAUCAAGUCAUGAGAAAGAAAGAGGCCAGAACCAAUCCACCGCACAGGGACGCUCCUACCAUGGAAUUGCCCAAUGGUGAAAGCAUCAAGAUUUAUUUCGAAGAAAACUUGAACGGCACGCCGCUCAGGAUCACAGUCGGCAGAAGGAAACUGAUGCAACUGUUAUAUCCACUGGAGAAGCUAGAACAGAAAGCUGACAGAAGGCACAUUGAUUUUAAAGCCUUUGUCGACUCACAUAGAACGACCUCAGUCGGCGACUUGGUGGCUAAGUUACAGCGCUACGGGUUUGACCUCUCAACUAUCACUUUAUGA